This is a messenger RNA of Puccinia triticina, 348 nucleotides long. RefSeq lists its product as uncharacterized. The record is from RefSeq and is a predicted model, not a curated record. Gene Ontology annotation, molecular function: enzyme regulator activity. Gene Ontology annotation, biological process: mitochondrial electron transport, cytochrome c to oxygen. Gene Ontology annotation, cellular component: mitochondrial inner membrane. The coding region runs from base 1 to 348 and encodes 115 amino acids. NCBI's taxonomy places the organism in Eukaryota, Fungi, Basidiomycota, Pucciniomycetes, Pucciniales, Pucciniaceae. The transcript has 6 exons.
AUGCCACAUCGGUCUCGAUACCUCAAGCUAGCAACUGCCGGCGGCGAUGCACUCGGUGAGGCGUUUGUGAAAGAACGAGAGGCUAUCAAGAGCCACGCCGCCGGUUCCUCGGAGCUUUGGAGGAAGAUCACUUACUAUGUUGCUUUUCCGUCGAUCGUUCUGGCCCUUGUGAAUGCCUACAAUCUGGCUAAGGAACACGAACAUCAUCUUGAGCACAUCAAGGAGGAAAACGGCGGUGAACUUCCCGAAAGAAUCAAUUACGAUUACUUGAACAUCCGUAACAAGAGUUUUCCCUGGGGGAAUUACACUUUGUUCUACAACCCUAAAACUAACAUGCCUCCUCCCUAA